UAAAAGUUUGAAGUUUCCAUGACUGACACAUGGGAUGAAGAUAGCUUUCUCCAGCAAAGCUUUGCUGGAGAAGAAAGCUUUGAUAAGCCAAGAGAUGACUCAGAAGAUGAUAUUAAUUACUUUCUGUUCCAGGACACUGAUGAACAUGUCCGAGAUGACUACACCGCAGGGUAUUAUGAACCAAAAUAAAAUAAAUGACUCUGGUCAAGCUUCAUGAGAUACCUCAAUAGUCAUUCCUGAAGAAAUUGUGAAUAAAAUUGAGCAUAGAAGUAGCCGAAAACUGAAGCGCCCUGGUAACUCUUGAAAGAGCUUUCCAAUACUUAAGAGAGUGACUCAGGGUGCUCCUCCUGGUAAGAUCAAACUCUCUGAUCAGUUUGACUCAUCCACUAACAAUUUAAGAGAUAGCUCAGCGUUUUCUUACCAAGAAACUAAGUUCAUCACAAACAUCAAUAGUAAGACAAAGCAGCAGUGUAAGAAAAAGAAGAAGAGACAUAGAAGGAAGAAGGAUUCGUACCUAUUUAAUGGAAAACAGGAUGUAAAUCCUUCCCACCAUUCUUCGUACCUCCAGUAUGUCAAGGAUCGGUUUCGUAGUUCAAAGGAUUUGAAAAAGCCUCAAGUAUCUGGUGUAAAAUCAGCCCAGAGCUUUCAAACGAAUUCUAGGCGGAAUUAUAGUUCAAAAUUCUGUGAAAAUAUUGUCAAAUCAAUGAGCGCAAGAGGUGGGGUGCUGGCUAAUUUUGGAGAGAAGAACUGUAAAGAGAACUAUAAGAGCCCCUUGCCUAAGGACAUGAAGCGAUAUCAGGAAAAUGCUCCUUAUCGGACUCCUCUCUUCUCAAUCAAUAGAAAUCGACCUCCUUGUCCUUAUGAAACAGGGGAGAGUUCUCGGAGGUUUAAGAAAAAGUUAGAUCUAUGGGCUAAGAAUUCGAAUUAUGAAAUGGAUAUAUCAAAUCGGUCAAAUCGGUCUAGGUUUAAAAUUCUGAAGUCCUCCAUGUCCUACAAGGGGUCUAAGUCACCUUAUAGCAAAUAUGAAAAGGUCUGCAGGGUUCAGUAUGAAAUCAAAAAAGAUAAAAAUAUUAAAUCUUCAAGGAAAUAUACAAAUAGUGGGUGUUGUAAGAAGACAAAAGCUCUUUCAGAUUCAAUCCGGUGAUAUUCGAGUAGAAAUAUGAAAACUCAUAAUAAGUAUUUUAACUAAGCUCAAGAACUAUUUUUGAAGCUAAGAUUUAAAAUUUUCAAU
Molecule: messenger RNA, 1231 nt
Organism: Moneuplotes crassus
Lineage: Eukaryota; Ciliophora; Spirotrichea; Euplotida; Euplotidae
Source: the annotation of a GenBank genome assembly